Messenger RNA from Dendrobium catenatum, 750 nucleotides. RefSeq lists its product as uncharacterized. The transcript has a single exon. Lineage: Eukaryota; Viridiplantae; Streptophyta; Magnoliopsida; Asparagales; Orchidaceae. The coding region runs from base 1 to 714 and encodes 237 amino acids. The record is from RefSeq and is a predicted model, not a curated record.
AUGGCGGGCCCCACAAGUUUGGUGCGUUCCCGCGUAUCGGUGGUUUCCACCACCCUCAAAAUCUCAAAAACGUUUCCGCGUCCUCCGAUACAAAGCCAGCCAGAUAUCCGAUUUAUAUAUCUCCACAGCUUUCAGUCACCACAUCAGUCUCACCAAAAAAGACGAACUUUUCUGAUCAUGGGAAAGAAGAACGGGUCACCCGCCGCCUACCGGCGUCCAUGGCGCCUCCUCCGGCUUGCCCUUUUCUGGGCCCGAAAAGGCGCCGCAUUCAAGCAGCGUAUCUUCCUCAACUUUAAGAACCUCCGCCGUGCCGAUCGGCUACAUUACUGGGAGCGAGAAUUCUCCUUCGAUGACACUCCUGCAUUCCACUUCAAGAUUAACCGCCCCGCUUCGCUCCGCCUCCCUCGAAUCCCCUGCAUCACGCCAUCCUUUAGCUUCGAUGAUGACGAGGAAUUCUUCGUUGAGAGAUCUAAGGCCAUGAAACUCUUGGAGGCUGGAUUUGGUAUGGAGGAUCAGCAUAACGAUGAAAUAGAUUUAGAAAUUUCGUCGUCAAUAUUGGACACGGGAGCGGUGGAAAAAGCGGAGCUGGAAGAACAGGAAAUAGAUUCAAGAGCGGAAAACUUCAUCAUGGAGUUCUACGAACAAAUUAAGCUGCAGCGGCAGAUAUCAUAUUUGCAGUACAAUGAGAUGCUUGAUAGAGGAUUGACCUCUUAAUUAAAUUGCUACAUUUUGUUUGACAAAAUUGUUCGG